AUGACUGAUUCACAACCACAACCAACACCAGCAGUAGAUGCUGAUGCAUGGGAAAGGCUAUUGCAAGAAAAUUACGGACGCUAUGACACAUGCAAGGAGACUUAUAGCUUUUAUGAUCAGCUCAAAGACGGCAAGAUACAUUCGAGCGUCGUAGACAUGUUUAAAGAAAAUCGAGAACGGCAGACAUUUGAUUAUGUUAUGCAAGCUCGAGAGAAAUAUCGAAAAUUGGACAAAGCUACGCUUAGCAUAUGGGACGUCCUUGAUCAACUCGACAAUCUGGAAUUUGACAAGAACACGGUUCAACUUCAGCAAAAGGUGCAUGCGUUUCAAAUGGCAGAAGCCAUGCGUCGUGAAGGGAUGCCACGAUGGAUGAUUCUCACAGGCUUGAUACAUGACUUGGGCAAGUAUCUUUACGUUCUCGGUGAAAAACAAUGGACGGUCAUUGGCGAUACCUUCCCCGUGGGUUGCAAGCAUUGCGAGAGUGUUCUCUUUUCUCAAUUUUUCGACAAGAAUCCAGAUUCCAAUCAUCCUGUUUACGGAACAGACCACGGCAUAUACGAACCACAUUGUGGUCUUGCCAAUGUUUAUAUGAGCUUUGGACACGACGAAUACAUGUACAUGGUGUGCAAAUAUUAUCUCCCACCCGAAGCAUUGUUCAUAAUCCGAUACCAUUCAUUUUAUUCAUGCCAUCAAGAAGGUGCAUACGCGUGGUUAUUAAGUCAACAAGACAUGCAAAUGAUGAAAUGGGUGAAGACAUUCCUGCGUUAUGACUUAUAUUCGUAUUCAGAGGAGCUGCCAGAUUUGGAUAGCAUCAAGCCGUAUUACAAGGAGCUCAUUAGUGAAUACUUCCCAGAUAAGAUACGAUGGUAG
Lichtheimia ornata is the source of this 870-nucleotide messenger RNA. RefSeq lists its product as uncharacterized. Gene Ontology annotation, cellular component: cytoplasm. Gene Ontology annotation, molecular function: iron ion binding; inositol oxygenase activity. Gene Ontology annotation, biological process: inositol catabolic process. NCBI's taxonomy places the organism in Eukaryota, Fungi, Mucoromycota, Mucoromycetes, Mucorales, Lichtheimiaceae. The record is from RefSeq and is a predicted model, not a curated record. The transcript is spliced from 2 exons. The coding region runs from base 1 to 870 and encodes 289 amino acids.